Strongylocentrotus purpuratus (purple sea urchin) is the source of this 1083-nucleotide messenger RNA. RefSeq lists its product as uncharacterized. Bases 114 to 953 code for a protein of 279 amino acids. The record is from RefSeq and is a predicted model, not a curated record. Lineage: Eukaryota; Metazoa; Echinodermata; Echinoidea; Camarodonta; Strongylocentrotidae. The transcript has 8 exons.
UAUAAAGAGAGCACAGCAAUAUCUUUCUCUCUUCAAUCGCUGAUAAACAGUCCUCGAACAAGGAUCGGAGAGCUUUUUUUUUGAUGAUUGGUACACUUUAAAGUAACUGCAGAAUGAUGACCUCUGACACGAUACCCAUGACGUCGCACAUGCACGGCUAUCCUCAUGAAGAGGCAUGUCAACAAUCCCCCUAUCUUACACAAUUGAAGGGGACAGCCAUCAUACAGCUGAUAGGAGGAUGUUUCCUAGUUACCAUGGGUACAUUGGCCAUCGUCAUGUUGGCCUUUUGGUCCUACUUUGGUGCAGCCAUCUGGAGCGGAAUACUGGUAUUCGGUGUAAUUGGAGUAGUUGGGAUGUCGGCAGCUUCUACCGGAAACAAAUGUUUGAUCCGGACCUAUCUCGGCUUGUCCAUUGUUGGCUGCCUUGCGGGGUUAACACUCUGUGCAAUGCAUAUCUUUGCUGCCAUUUCUGAGGACAGUAAUAGCGAUGAUUACUGGGGAUGCCAGCCCGGCAAAAUAUUUUCCUGGAUUUUCAACUGCGCUAAAUCACAGGCCGCGAGGCAGGUGGUUGACGUCCUCAUAGCGACUAUUGCGUUGGUCCUCUCAAUUUCAUGCAUCGUCUCGGCAUCGUUUGGGUGCGCUGCUUCUUGCAAGGGGUGUGCCAGCUGCUGUAAGAGAUGUGGCUGCGAAGAGGAAGGUUGCUGUCAAGGCUGUGCUUUACCGCCUGAGCCUGCCAAGCCCCAAAGAACAUCAUGGAACAAGGAAGUUCAUCAACAAGCCAGAAUCCAACAAGGCCACUCCCCCUCCAUGACACCGGCGCCUUUAUCCACCAAUCAGGAAGCAGCGUCUUACAUCGUGACGACUGCAGUCGAUCAGGCCCCACCUCCAUCCCAACCAGUUCUAGGAAACGCCCAGCUUUCACCCGUCGAGCAACCACAUGACGCGAAGAAUUAAUAGAAUACAGACACGCCCCCUUCCACCGCCACACGGUGCAUGGAGUGGGAAUUAUAAUGUAACAAGUUGCAAUAGACAUUGUAGACCAGGGGGGUGUUUCACAAAGAUCCUCAGUUGAACUUAUCUCUAA